GGAAAUUUGCUGGAAUCCAGAGUGAUGGAUCCAUGUUCAGUUGGAGUUCAGCUUCGUACCACAAAUGAGUGCCAUAAAACCUACUACACUCGUCACACUGGUUUCAAGACUUUGCAAGAAUUGUCAUCAAAUGAUAUGCUUUUACUUCAACUUAGAACUGGAAUGACACUUUCUGGGAACAAUACCAUUUGCUUCCAUCAUGCAAAAAUUUACAUUGACAGAUUUGAGGAUUUGCAGAAGUCAUGUUGUGACCCAUUUAACAUACACAAAAAACUAGCCAAAAAAAAUUUGCAUGUAAUUGACUUAGAUGAUGCCACUUUUCUGAGUGCAAAAUUUGGAAGGCAGCUUGUACCUGGUUGGAAGCUUUGUCCAAAAUGUACACAGAUAAUCAAUGGAAGUGUGGAUGUUGAUUCUGAAGACCGGCAGAGAAGAAAACCUGAUUCGGAUGGAAGAACUGCAAAAGCUUUGAGGUCAUUGCAGUUUGCAAACCCAGGAAAGCAAACUGAAUUUGCUCCAGAAACUGGUAAAAGAGAAAAAAGAAGGCUCACAAAAAAUGCAACUGCUGGUUCUGACAGACAAGUGAUACCAGCGAAGAGUAAGGUCUAUGAUAGCCAGGGUCUCCUAAUUUUCAGUGGAAUGGACCUUUGUGACUGCCUCGAUGAAGACUGUUUAGGAUGUUUCUAUGCUUGUCCUGCCUGUGGUUCCACCAAAUGUGGAGCUGAAUGCCGUUGUGACCGCAAGUGGCUGUAUGAGCAAAUCGAAAUCGAAGGAGGAGAAAUCAUUCAUAACAAACAUGCUGGAUAAUUUGUGGUAUCAAAUUAUGGGCUCUUUAAAGAUGCCUUCUCUAUUUCUAAAAUUCUAUCAUCCUAAGAUAAAUUUUAAAGUUGAUUGCCAAAUGACAGAGAAUUUGAAAACCACCUCAACAUACAUUCACUGGGCACUAAAGUUGCAUUUAGGGUGCUUUAAGAUUCAUUAUCUGAUGGAAAUUUAGAUGGGCUAUUCCUCAGCAGUCCUCUUUAAGCCUGUCUGGGUCAAUGUUAACAAGGAGGCAAAGACCGUCCUCCAUUAGCACAGCUCAAAUUUCAGUUAGCACGGUCUGUACUGUGAGCAGUUAGGUGAAGUACAGACUUCCCUGAUAGCCCUUUGGUCCAAGGAUCAUUAUGUAACAGACGUGCUUCAUCAUCACUGACCAAUCACAGUACUUCUCUCAAAUUCUGCUGGUGAUUGGUUACUGCACAUCUGUCAUUCAGUGCACUCACAGCGAAGUAUGUGGUUGUGUUGUCCUCUUAUCACCCAUGUGACAUUUUACAAAAGUAGAUCAUCAAAAGAACUGGCCAACAAAGAUAAAAAUGAGUGAAGAAAUGAAAAAUGGUAAUGCUAGAUGUGAGAUUUGAACUGAAUGGUAAGUGGAGUUACGGAAGAAAUCACUGAUGGGAAUUUUGAGUCUCAGUAUGCAGCUGAGGGGACCUCAUGGAGACAAGCUUCAUGUAAUAAGGAAAUUGGUUGUGACGAGAAGGUUGAAUAGGUCCCAGAGGAAUUGAUGGUAAAAACUUCACAUUAAAGGAGAUUAGUUAUUUUGCAACAUUGAAAGUACAAAUGAUAAAAUGGUGGAAACUGAUCCAAACUUGAAUAUGACAGUUCGCAAUGGCAUAGAAUAGAUGCUUACUUAGUAUCCUAAGUUAACAAAAAGGCAAGUAUUGUUCAAACCCCUUUUGAUUAGUU
Molecule: messenger RNA, 1722 nt
Organism: Lontra canadensis (Northern American river otter)
Lineage: Eukaryota; Metazoa; Chordata; Mammalia; Carnivora; Mustelidae
Gene: ARL14EP
Product: ADP ribosylation factor like GTPase 14 effector protein
Exons: 3
Coding region: 25-804 (259 amino acids)
Cellular component (GO): intracellular membrane-bounded organelle
Source: RefSeq, a predicted model, not a curated record